This is a messenger RNA of Nematolebias whitei (Rio pearlfish), 726 nucleotides long. RefSeq names its product chromosome 10 C11orf96 homolog (gene c10h11orf96). Lineage: Eukaryota; Metazoa; Chordata; Actinopteri; Cyprinodontiformes; Rivulidae. The transcript has a single exon. The record is from RefSeq and is a predicted model, not a curated record. Bases 218 to 592 code for a protein of 124 amino acids.
GUUUUCCUCAGUGUGCCUGAGAGCUCAGGGAUUUUCUGCCCUGGUUUUUGACUUAGACUUUGGAUGGACGCUUGCUUUGUGGCUCCUGAGAUAUUUUUCCUUUGCAGAAGACAAGGCUCCUGAAAGAUCUCUGAAAGCCAAGCUGGUGGCUGCAGGGAUAAACAAAAGUCUUCUUACGUUUUAUUAAAAUUAAAUAAAAUUUUACUUCUGUUCUGCCAUGGCUGCUGUGCGUCAGAUGACCGUGGAGGCCUCUGGUUUCCACGUCCUUCCUGCCCACCUUAUGGCCACUGCCAUGGAGGAGUUCCCCCAGCAGCUACCCGUCCCCAAGGACCUAACAAAGGGCAAGAGCCGCUCCCGCCGACCUCGUGAGGCUCGUUUCAAAACCCAGCCCGUCACCUUCGCCGAGAUCGCAGAGGUGGAGGAGGAAGGCUCGUCCCCCCUGGAAGAGGAAAGGGCUCGUCGCUCCUUCUUACAGUCGUUGGAGAACCUGCGGCGGAGCACCCAGACCCUCCACUGCUCACCAGGCGCCCAUCGCAGCUGCACCCCCACACAAGCCAGCCUGGACUCCAGUGACUCGGACUCCACCCAGUGAGAUGUUUUGCACACCUGCCUCCUGGCUCUGAUGUUCCUCACUCUACCUUAAUGACAUUUCAGACGGAGGUCAACCAAACAGAACUCAAGUGUCCUUCACCCCCAGCCUGCCUGUAAACUGCUGCUGCGUUUAUC